Molecule: messenger RNA, 1302 nt
Organism: Lipotes vexillifer (Yangtze River dolphin)
Lineage: Eukaryota; Metazoa; Chordata; Mammalia; Artiodactyla; Lipotidae
Product: vomeronasal type-1 receptor 4-like
Exons: 5
Coding region: 1-1302 (433 amino acids)
Biological process (GO): G protein-coupled receptor signaling pathway
Cellular component (GO): membrane
Molecular function (GO): pheromone receptor activity
Source: RefSeq, a predicted model, not a curated record
AUGAUCUUCCUAUCCCAGAAUAUACUUGGAAUCCUGGGAAAUUUCUCUCUUCUUUACCAUUAUCUCUUCUGUCACUUCACUGGAUACAGCCUAAGAUUCACAGAUCUGAUUGUUGAGCAUCUGCUUAUAGCCAACUCCUUGGUCAUGCUCUCUACAGGAAUCCCAAGGACAAUGGAAGCGUUUGGGUGGAAACAUUUUCUCAAUGAUAUUGAAUGCAAAAUUGUUUACUGUAUUCACAGAGAGGCCAGGUAUGUGUCCAUUGGCAACAUCUGCCUCUUGAGUGUCUGCCAGACCAUCAACAUCAGUCCCAGGAACUCCAGGUGGGCACAGCUUAAAAUGAAAGUUCCCAAAUACAUUGAAUCCUCUAUUUUCCUCUGCUGGAUUCUGCACAUGUUGAUAAGUAUUAUAUUUACUAGGUAUGUGACAGAUAAUUGGAGUAACAAAAACAUCACAAAGAAAAAAGAUUUGGGAUUCUGUUAUGCUUUAAUUCAUAACAGAAUCACUGUCUUACUGAAUGUAGGAUUAUUGUUAUUUCCUGAUGUUUCAUGUUUGGUGCUCAUGACCUGGUCCAGUGUCUCCAUGGUUUUCAUCUUGCCUAGGCACAAGCAAAGUGUGCUAUACAUUCAUACAACCAAUAUCUCUCCAAGAUCCUCCCCUGAAUCUAGAGCGACCCAAAGCAUCCUUGUCCUGGUGAGCACUUUUGUGUCUUUGUACACUCUCUCUUCAAUCUUUCACAUUUGUUUGGCUCUUUUUAACAAUCCCAGCAGGUGGCUGGUGAACUCUGCUGCACUGAUUACUGCAUGUUUCCCAACCGUAAGCCCCUAUAUUCUCAUGAGUCAUGACCUCAGAAGAACACGUGUAGACAACAAAGAAAAACCUCAGUUUGUUUUCCUUGUAGUAGCUGAUUGUUCCCCAGUCUCUCCGGAGACGAAGGACAGGAGAGGUUGGCUUUUUCAGCAUUUCAAGGUCCUUCUGCCUGUGGCUGUGCUGGGAGCAGGUGAAGGAGCUGUGCUGACACCGUUGAAGGCAUAUUCUCAAGAUGCUGGUGUGAUUCCUCAACAUAAUAUUGAUGAAAAAAGGACCCAGAACAGGAGGAGAAAGGAGGAGGAAACAGCAGUUUCUCAGAUGAAUUCUAGUUCAAGUUCCCUUUUUGGAGUAAAAGAAGAAUCCCUGAGAUGUGAAGGGAGUGGAGACAGUAGCUGUAUAACCAGGUACGUGCGAAUGGAUGAAGCAGAUGACACAGCCCCAGUGAUUAUCCCUCACAUUCACAGUGAGAGCCAAAAUCCUCCUCUUGGCCUGUGA